This is a messenger RNA of Drechmeria coniospora, 795 nucleotides long. RefSeq lists its product as uncharacterized. The record is from RefSeq and is a predicted model, not a curated record. The coding region runs from base 1 to 795 and encodes 264 amino acids. Lineage: Eukaryota; Fungi; Ascomycota; Sordariomycetes; Hypocreales; Ophiocordycipitaceae. The transcript has a single exon.
AUGAAGUACACAAACGCUCUUGUCUUUGCCACUCUUGCUUCGGCAGGCAUGAUGCAUCGUCGCCGUGCAACCGAGGAAGCAUCCGCAAGCGACGUGCAGGUCGUGCACGAAAGCGGCACCGUUCUCGAGCAACAUCCAUCUGGAGGCGAAAUAUCCAUCGGGGGAGCACCCUCAGGCGAAAACACCAUGUCCACGACUCUUGAGCAGCAGCUGCCGAAAGGCAAAGUGUCGACCGAGACGGCACCUCAAGGCGGCGAGGACGACAUGCCGAUCGUGGACGAGAAUGAGGAUGGAACCGAAUAUAAAGCGCGAAAAUCUGUCGAAUCCGAAAUUGCGACUAUCAAAAAGGCAAUCAAAAACUUUAAUUGGAACAUCAGGCAGCCCAAUCUCUCCAUGGACAGUAUUAUGACAACAACCAGCAAAGUUGAAUCGCGUCUGAAAGCCGGGGCCGAGGGUCUGAAGGAAACUGUCGACGAUGAGGCUGGGCAUAAAACGAAGCCUCUUUUGGCCUCUCUCGGCACUGCGUACCACUCGCUUGCAUUCAACAUGAAUAGAUAUGUCAAGCCCAUGAAGCCGAUGGUCGAAAAGUACGGUAAUUGUUCCAACAUGCAGCGUCUUCUUCAAGCCAUCCGAGACCAAUUCCACACGCUCAGCGGGUACACGAUAGCGGCUUCGGACGAUGAAAAGCAGAAAGAUACCAAGUGGCAUAUGCGCUUUAUUUAUCACCGCCUAAACGAAGCUAUGGCCGAGUUUGCCGAGGGCAGCUGCGUAGACGCAACGACGCCUUUAACAUAA